Musca domestica (house fly) is the source of this 1021-nucleotide messenger RNA. RefSeq names its product peroxisomal membrane protein 2. The coding region runs from base 236 to 811 and encodes 191 amino acids. Gene Ontology annotation, cellular component: membrane; cytoplasm. The record is from RefSeq and is a predicted model, not a curated record. Lineage: Eukaryota; Metazoa; Arthropoda; Insecta; Diptera; Muscidae. The transcript has 6 exons.
UACAAUAAAGAUAACACACCAGAUAACGCAGUAUUUAUUGACAUUGCACUUACUAAAUUUUAUUUUAAUUUAGUUGUUUUGUGAUAACAAACAUUCCCCCUUUAACUUAGAAACCAAUUACUUAGUUUAGUGGCAAAGGUAUAAGGAGAUUAGCACAUACCCCCAACUGCUAGCGUAUAAAAAUACAAUUUGCAAGUUUUGGAAUUUCAACUUUUUAGGUAAAAAGUUUUGAAAAAUGUCUCUCUCCCGGCCAGUAUAUUCCUUUUUUGGUUUCUAUUUGGAACAAUUGUUCAAUCAUCCAGUACGCACAAAAUCCAUUACAGCCUCUGCUCUUGCUGCAUCGGCCAAUUACACCUCACAAUGCAUGGCCGGCAAGGGAAAAGUUAAUCAACAAAGUGUUUUGUCAUAUGCCUUGUUUGGUUUAAUCUUCGGUGGCAGUGUACCGCAUUACUUCUAUAAGACAGUUGAACGUUUGUUCCACGAAGAUGUCAAAUUCAGGAAAUUUUUCCAAUUCCUUUCGGAACGUUUGGUAUAUGCCCCAAUCUAUCAGGCAUUGUCGUUGUAUUUCCUUGCACGUUUUGAGAUGAAAUCUCACAAUGUUGCAAUGUCAAAUUUAAUGAAAUUAUAUUGGCCACUGUUGAAGGCCAAUUGGCAAUAUCUUUCUUUGGCAGUUUUUCUAAAUAUUUACUAUGUUCCUCCCAUGUUCCGCACCGUCACAAUGAGUUUGGUUUCGUUUAUAUGGGUUGUUUACAUCGCACACAAACGUCGCCGCUUCCAAGAAAAACAAGAAGCUGCCGCCAAAGCCAAGUGAAUUUCACAAAAUUGUUGCAUUUUUGAGAGCAUAUUUGGAGUGGGUUAAUGCAUAUGUCCAACGAUGGUUCGGUCACAAACUGUAAUUAAGAUGGUUACACCAAUUUUAAAUGUAAUCAAAAUAUUUUAUUAAUACUUCCUUUAUUGUAAACAUGCAGGAGAAUCAAAUUCAAUUGUUUUCUAACAAUACAUUUUUUAUAUACUAAAACAA